CUACCACAAUAACGGCCACUUUUCAUAUUUACUAUUUACAAAAUUAAAAAGAAAAAAAAAACGACAGGAAUUUUAGAGUUUGCUUUAUUUGUUCGCUUCUGGUCUUCUCCUUCUCCAUUGGAAAGAUAGAAUUAUACACAAUUAAGCAACUUCGUUUCCGUCUCAUUUUAUUAUCUGAUCUGCCAAGCUCUUGACUGGUUUUUGGUUUCUUCUUCGCCUCAUUAUUCGCUUUGCAGGUGACAUGAACACUGUCACGCAAAACCUAUCUGAGCAACUGAGGCCCCUUGUGGCUUUGAAUAGCUGGGACUAUUGUGUUCACUGGAAAUUAAGCAAAGACCGAAGGUCUCUUUUUUGGACGGGAUGCUCUUGUGCUGGGACUGAAAGUAGACAAAGUGGUGGAGACAAACUUCUUUCUCCUGUUUCUUCAGUCGCUUCGUGCAGGGAUACCAUGUUUCGUCACCCCAGAACAGAGUCCUGUGCUUUACUUUCCCGACUUCCCGUUUUCAUAACUUUAGAUUCAGGGAUUCAUGCAGAGACAUUGUUAUCCAAACAAUGCAAAUGGUUGAACUAUACCAAUAGCUUAGAUUCUAAUACUUCUGAGAAACCAGUUGGGACCCAAGUUUUGAUUCCGGUGCCGGGUGGACUAGUUGAGCUGUUUGCAACGAAGCAAGUGCUGGAAGAUCAUCAUGUGAUCGAUUUUGUCACAUCCCGAGCAGCGGAGAAGACUGCAUCCAAGAACCUUGAGGCAGAGUACAUGAGGAGGGAGAGGCUCACUAAGAACUUGUUAAGUCUAAGGCCUUUGGUUCCCAGAAUUUCUAAGCCAGACAGUGCGUCUCUUCUUGAUGACACAAUUGAGUUCGUGAAGGAUUUGCAGAAGCAAGUGAAAGAGCAGCAAGAUAAGCUCUUGCAGCUCGAGAAAAUUUCAGAAAUGGACGAACCACCACCAGCAGCAGCAGAUAAUGUAUAUGGGGUUGAAAUGGGACCAAAAGCCAAUCAAAUGAAGACCCAAAAUGGCUGUAUCUGGAAGCCAAAACAUGAAUUUGAUGCUCCGAACCAUAAGCAAACACAACAAAUGGAGGCGCAAGUGGAAGUGGCAGUGAUAAAGGGGAAUGAGUUGAAAGUGAAGGUGUUGUGUGGGCACAGACCUGGUGGGUUCGUGAAACUGAUGGAGGCAUUCCACUCUCUGGGCCUCCACGUCGUCCGUGCUAAUGUCACUACCGACCAAGGUCUUGUUUCCAACAUUUUCAGAGUGCAGAUGAAGGAGAAAGAAUUGGUAAAAGCUGAAGAAGUUAGGGAGUCACUAGUGGAACUUAUGAGUUUAAGUACUGCGGCAUCCCAAAUUGAAGGGGCAAGGGUCUCAAUGCUAUCACUUUGCAUCUUGCUCCUAUUUCUUUGUCUGUAUGAUUACUAUGUCCAUGUGCCCGCAAUAUAUAAAAAAUAGUGUGCUUGUUUUUUAAGAUAA
This is a messenger RNA of Prosopis cineraria, 1462 nucleotides long. Its product is annotated as transcription factor ABORTED MICROSPORES-like. The transcript has 7 exons. Gene Ontology annotation, cellular component: nucleus. Gene Ontology annotation, molecular function: DNA-binding transcription factor activity; sequence-specific DNA binding; protein dimerization activity. Gene Ontology annotation, biological process: regulation of DNA-templated transcription. The record is from RefSeq and is a predicted model, not a curated record. Lineage: Eukaryota; Viridiplantae; Streptophyta; Magnoliopsida; Fabales; Fabaceae. The coding region runs from base 242 to 1441 and encodes 399 amino acids.